AGCGAUCGACAAGACAACUAGUACCGCGCGCUAACUCUAACCAGGGAGAUGCCAAUAGUAGUACUAGCUCAUUAUAAAAGGGAAGGUUGCAUGGCGAGGCCAUGAGAGGCUAGAUCCAUCCAGGAGCACAAGCUAGCUAGCUGGAUAUUGGCAUGUUAUUCCACGAGCUAAUUAGUUACACACUUACUUCUUGGAUCCUUCUCAACAAUUAAGCUCAGUCAUCUAGCCGGCUGGUAGCUAGGAUCGAUGGCUGAGCAGCAACAGAAGGGUGGUGAUGAUGAGGUGCUGGAGGUGGAGUGCGCGCUGGACAUGCCGGAGGUGGUGCAGCGGCAGGACUCGCUGUACCGGGACGCCUCCCGGGCCGGCGGCGCCAGCCACCACGGCCAUGAGCGGUGGGGCAAGACGCUGCGCCUCGCGUUCCAGUGCGUCGGCGUGCUCUACGGCGACAUCGGCACGUCGCCCCUCUACGUCUACUCCAGCACCUUCACCGCCGGCGUCCGGCACACCGACGACCUGCUCGGCGUCCUCUCCCUCAUCAUCUACAGCUUCAUACUCUUCACCAUGGUCAAGUACGUCUACAUCGCCCUCCGCGCCAACGACGACGGAGACGGCGGUACGUUCGCGCUCUACUCUCUCAUCUCGCGGCACGCCAAGGUGAGCCUGGUGCCGAACCAGCAGGCGGAGGACGAGCUGCACAUCCUGGAGCAGGACGACCCCAAGUCCUUCAGCCGGCGGCGCGCCCUGGCCACGCUGCAGCUGGCCUCGCCGGCGGCGUACCGCGCGCAGCGGGUGAAGGAGCUCCUGGAGACGAGCAAGCCCGUGCGCAUCUCGCUCUUCCUGCUCACCAUCCUCGCCACGGCCAUGGUGAUCAGCGACGCCUGCCUGACGCCGGCCAUCUCCGUGCUGUCCGCCGUGGGAGGGCUCAAGGAGAAGGCGCCGCACCUCACCACAGACCAGAUCGUGUGGAUCACGGUGGCCAUUCUGGUGGCGCUCUUCUCGGUGCAGCGCUUCGGCACGGACAAGGUGGGCUACUUCUUCGCGCCGGUCGUCAUCCUCUGGCUGCUCCUCAUCGGCGGCGUCGGCGUCUACAACCUCGUCAAGCACGACAUCGGCGUCCUCCGGGCCUUCAACCCCAAGUACAUCGCCGACUACUUCCGCCGCAACAAGAAGGACGCCUGGAUCUCCCUCGGCGGCAUCCUCCUCUGCUUCACCGGCACCGAGGCUCUCUUCGCCGACCUCGGCUACUUCAGCAUCCGCUCCAUCCAGCUCAGCUUCGGCUUCGGCCUCGUCCCCUCCGUGCUCCUCGCCUACGCCGGCCAGGCCGCCUUCCUCCGCAAGUACCCGGAGGAGGUGGCCAACACCUUCUACAGGUCCACCCCGACGGUCCUCUUCUGGCCCACCUUCGUCCUGGCCAUCGCCGCCUCCAUCAUCGGCAGCCAGGCCAUGAUCUCCUGCGCCUUCGCCACCAUCUCCCACUCGCAGGCGCUGGGGUGCUUCCCGCGCGUCAAGAUCCUGCACACCUCCAAGCAGUACCAGGGCCAGCUCUACAUCCCGGAGGUCAACUUCCUGCUGGGCUUCGCCGCCUGCGUCGUCACCGUGGCCUUCAAGACCACCGUGGUCAUCGGCGAGGCGCACGGCAUCUGCGUCGUCCUCGUCAUGCUCAUCACCACGCUGCUCCUCACCGUGGUGAUGCUCCUGGUGUGGAGGAUGAACGCGUGGUGCGUGGCGCUUUUCUUCGCCGUCUUCAUGGCGUCCGAGUCCGUCUACCUCUCCUCGGUGCUCUACAAGUUCCUGCACGGAGGGUACAUCCCCGUGGUCAUCUCGGCGGUGCUCAUGGCCGUCAUGAUGGUGUGGCACUACGUGCACGUGAAGCGCUACAAGUACGAGCUGGAGCGCACGGUGUCGCCGGACAAGGUGCGGGAGCUGCUGGACGGCCGCGACCUGCGCAAGGUGCCCGGCGUGGGGCUCUUCUACACGGACCUGGUGCAGGGGAUCCCGCCGGUGUUCCCGCACCUCAUCGAGAAGAUCCCGUCCAUCCACGCCGUGCUGCUCUUCGUCUCCGUGAAGCACCUCCCCGUCCCGCACGUGGACAUGUCGGAGCGGUUCCUGUUCCGGCAGGUGGAGCCGAGGGAGCACAAGCUGUACCGGUGCGUGGCGAGGUACGGGUACCGUGACCCGCUGGAGGAGGCCAAGGACUUCGCGGCCAACCUGGUGGAGCGCCUCCAGUACUACAUCCGCGACGUGAACCUGUACGGCGUGGACGUGGACGCCAAGGCCGGCAAGGUGAGCUACCCGAGCUCGCGCUGCGACAGCAUGGCCAGGUCGACCCGGCGCAGCAGCAUGGCGAUGACGAUGACGAUGCAGCAGCACUACUCGUCGGCGUCCUACACGGAGAGCCUUGCGCUGGCUCGGGCAAGGUCGACGUCGUCGGGGGCCACCGGGCGCAUGAACAUGAACGGCCUGAUCAUGAUGCCGUCGGCGUCCUACACGGAGAGGGAGAGGCAGGGGCGGUCCAUCUACGCGGAGGAGAUGAUGACGCCGGCCGAGUCCUUCUCGGAGCUGGCAAUGCAGGUGGUGCCGUCGGGGCGGUACGCGGCGAGUAGCCAGCAGCUGUUCCAGGCGGCGAAGAUGAGCCUGGAGGAGAUGGCCAAGAUCGAGGAGGAGCAGAGGUACAUCGAGCGGGAGAUGGAGAAGGGGGUGGUGUACAUCAUGGGGGAGAACGAGGUGGUGGCGCGGCCUCACUCCUCGCUGCUCAAGAAAGUCAUCGUCAACUACGUCUACGCCUUCCUCAGGAAGAACUGCAGGCAAGGGGAUAAGAUGCUCGCCAUCCCAAGAAGCCAGCUGCUCAAGGUCGGAAUGUCUUACGAGAUCUAGCUACCACUCCACCAUUAGCGGACCGGCCUCGACACCCUCUACUACCUAGCAUGCAUGCAGCUGCGUAUGGCCCCGGCCGGGUACUAUUGGUUUCGAACGCUUGUGGAGGACCCAUCGACCAGGAGGUUAAUGUGAAUUACGUACAUGCGUGUGGAUCAAUGGCGCCACUUGCAUAUACUAUAUAUGGAAGGAUACGAUGAUCGUCCAUCGAUCAAGGCAGAUACGUAGUAUUGUAUACUACUAAGGCGUACAUAGCACCCUUGUAUUGUAGUAUAUCUUUGUAUUUGUAGGUUGAUGUAAUUCUUCUCCCCAGUUCAUUUCAUCAUUUUUAGUUCACUGUGCGUGCAUUAGGAAUAUGGAACUUUGCCUGGUGUCAGGUGGUUGUGAGUCA
This is a messenger RNA of Triticum dicoccoides, 3265 nucleotides long. RefSeq names its product potassium transporter 22-like. Gene Ontology annotation, biological process: potassium ion transmembrane transport. The record is from RefSeq and is a predicted model, not a curated record. The coding region runs from base 247 to 2874 and encodes 875 amino acids. The transcript is spliced from 3 exons. Gene Ontology annotation, cellular component: membrane. Lineage: Eukaryota; Viridiplantae; Streptophyta; Magnoliopsida; Poales; Poaceae. Gene Ontology annotation, molecular function: potassium ion transmembrane transporter activity.